GAAAGCCGUGAAACGCGUGGUAACACAAGCUUUCAAUCCCGGCAUCACCAUCCUAUACCGCACCACCCUGUCCUUAACCGGCUGGAGUCGGAUAGCGAGUGCAGCACAUCGGACAUUCCUUCCAUGUUGUUCCUCCUUGUCGUCUCUUCAUCACUCGGCUCGCCUCCGGGCCUAACCCUUAGCAUCAGCCAACAGGACUCCCGCAAGGCCAUUCGUUGGUGGCUGGCGGGCAGCCGGGUUCCUGAAAUUAAUCAAUCAUUAGGCCCUGCAGAUCGCUCUGCCUGGAGCGAAUCAAGUCCUCCCUCAACUUCACAGCAGGAAUCAACGCAACCUCUUCAUCCGGGUCAAUGCCUCGCUAGAGUCGCUACUUAUCAAUUAGGCUGGUGCGUUGCCUCUAUCCCCUCCUCGGGCCUAAUCCCCGAUGGCGCCCCGACGGAUCGGCCUUGACGGUGACCCUCCAGGUGGACUGCAGACCACCGCUUCCUCCAUCAAUUGGCCAAUUCGUCCCCUCCUCAUCGGCAGAGGGCGGGUCUUCACGGUGACCUCCGCUAUCCUCAGGCUGCCUCUUCGAUGACCUCCGG
Molecule: messenger RNA, 581 nt
Organism: Aspergillus ibericus CBS 121593
Lineage: Eukaryota; Fungi; Ascomycota; Eurotiomycetes; Eurotiales; Aspergillaceae
Exons: 1
Coding region: 124-447 (107 amino acids)
Source: RefSeq, a predicted model, not a curated record